AGUCACCGAACGGCGAACAGUCGUCUUGACGUUUUCGCCGCGGUGUAGUCGACUGCCGUUCGGCCAAAUUCCGACCGAAUGCGUGCAUAGUCGCCUAGAGUGUUAUGUUCCACUGCGAGUUGACAUUCAUCGACAUCAUCACAUAGUAUCUACACGAUAAUUAAUAAAAACGGUCGGCUACGGACGAUGGCCGCCACAGCGGUGACAAGGGCUCAUAACCGGGCUAUCGCAAAGGGCACAGAUCCAAAGGCAGCCACUUGCCGGGCAAAGUUGCAACGAGCGCGGUCUGCUUUGAACCGGCAGAUGGACCGGGAGCUGAGGUUACGCGAAGGCGCCGAGAACCUGUUGCGGGCCACCACCAUGGAUGGUGGUAGUAGCGAUAACAGUGGUAUCGUCGGUAGUGGCGGCGGCCGCAGGAAUAAGAGCAAAAGCAGAAAGCUCAUCAGGCAGACAGUGGCACUGGAGUUGAGUUUCCUAGAUUCCAACGUCCGAUUGCUGGCUGACGAGCUGGCUGAACUCAACGGUUCCGUUGAUGUCUACCAACACCGAGAUGACGACCAUGACGGCGAAGAUGAUUUUGACGGACCAGCCGUGGUAGGUGCUAGUGCAAACGGUUCAAUGGUGAAUCGACGGCGACUGCACCGGCAACGGCUAAUGCCCAUGAUUGCCGUGCCGUUGAAAGACACCAGGCCCAUAGAUUUUGGACCACCACUCGAGCGGUUCAUCAGUCAACACUAUGGCGUGGAUUUGUCAGCGGCACCGGAAGAGACGAACGCUAGCCAAGGGGGUGUAGGGGAAAAUGGAGACGACUGCGAUGGCAGUGGUGUCGCGGUGCGACGGCGUUCGUUGUCGUUACGCGAAGCCAUCGACGAAUUGACGCAGCUCCGGGUGGACACACAGACGCCUAGCAGAGACUUGGACGGCGUUCGACUUUUGCUACGGUAUUACAGGCAACUGUACUACGUAGAUCGCAGGUUUUUCCCACCGGCUUCUUUUGCGGUACCGGUGACGACAACGUCGCGACAUUAUCAACAACAUAAUCGUCAGCAGCAGGACCCCAAUUAUCGUCACGUUAAGCAACAGCAGCAACAGUAUUCGCCCGCCGUCGGUUCAUCAUUGACGUCACCACCACCGGCCAUUUAUUUCGAGUGGUACGAUUCGUUUGGUGGUCCAGUGCCGUCGUGCGGACAACGCACCGUCCGGUUCGAGCAAGCGUGCGUACUGUUUAACGUGGCUGCGGUGCACACGCAAAUGGGCGCCAAGCAUGACCGGUCGACCUCGACUGGACCUGACGUGGCCGAUGGGGCCGCGGCUGCUGCGCAAUGCUUCCUGCGGGCCGCCGGCGCGUAUCGGCACAUCGGCGACACGUUUGCAAACGCGCCCGCCCGUGCCGCCGAUCUGCGCGCCACAGGCGUAUUAUACGCAGUCAUGAUGGCUCAGGCUCACGAAUGUGCUUUCGAGAAAUUACAAUGGCGCUUCUUGACGUCCGUUCGGCAUCGGUGUAGUCGUAAACGUCAUCGAGGCGACCAAGCCAAAGAAGCUGAGGCCGACGCAGAAGGACUUGGUAGUGGUGACCGUCGUAACCGUGGUGACCGAGAUGCCACAACGAGACGAACAUCGGCAUCAGGUAUCAGUGGUGGUAACGUUGGAGGGACGUGCGAGGUAACCGCAAAUACGCCGUCGUGGACAGAGUUGGCUCGUGAAGCGGCCCACGUGUCGCGAAUGUACGGGGAUGUGGUGUACAAUAGCUGCAGCCGCCAGUCCAACGAAAAAGCCGCCCAUCGUGGUAAGGAAAACGGUGGCGAGCAGGGUGUAGCGGCGACACCGGCGUCUAUUUUGCCGGACGUCUGGGUGGCCGUGUGCCGGAUCAAAGACCGGCACUACGCGGCGCUGGCGUACCGUUACGCUGCGUGCGCCCUGCUCCCGUUCCGUCGAUGCGGCGCGGACGGACAGCCGGACAAGCAGCACCAUAUUGGUGGUGCCCGCCGUCGUGGCACCGUCGACUCGGACGCCAAUCAACUGCUGACGGAGCUGACAGCGGCUGCGGCGGCCGCGGGUCUUGGGGUGGCUGAUGACGACGACGACGAUGACGAGACGAGCUCAGUGGCGGUGCGGCAACGGCGGCGUCGCAAGCAACUUGGUAAGCUGUUACUGGAGGCGGCGGCAGCGGCCCACGACCGAGCGGACCGCGCACUGCGUCUGUGUCGGCAGCUCCGGGUUAAAUCCGAGGGGAACACAUCGGGCAGCGGCGGUGGAGGGGGUUUGCUAGCCGGCGUGUUGGACCGAGAACGCCAGCGGACAGUACGGUUGUUGUUAUCGCACCUCCGUGACGAAGAAGAAGACGAAUACGCUACGGCCGAAGGUGAAGGCGGUGGAGGUGACAGCACUCGCAGAGAUGGCCGUGCCGAGAAGAAUUGUAGCCGUUGCUGGGAUUGCCACGACUGUUGCUCGGACGACGACGGUGUCGACGCUGCUGCGGUAGCGGAUUAUUGUUCGGGCGACCAAGAGGAGCUUACCGCUGCCGGGAUCGCUGGCGUACCUGGCCUGGACGUCGACCGUGGUGUGCUAAUCAGACCACGGACCAGAUUUCGAUUAAUGUCGAUUGCGCCUGACUUCACGGACACCGGUGACGGAGGCAACUACAACGAUGGUGACGUGGAUGGCGGUGACGAAUACGACUUGGGCGGCUCGGCGGUGACCAAACAACGUAGCGGUAGUGAUGAUCGACACCGACAGAAGAGGGAAGAGAGGCAGCACGAGACCGCCGAUCGCGAGGAACGCAGAGCUGAUCUGUUCGCCGGGCUAGGGCCUGUGGCCGUGUUUUCGGCGCGUCACCAGUGUUCGCGGCCCCGGUGGGUGAAAGUCACCCGUGGUGGAAGCCGUCAUCGUUCUCCCGGUGGUGGCGACGAAGACUUAUGUGACGACGACAAAUCUCUUGCAUCUAUAGAUCCGAUUCAGCUCGUGGACCGGUGGUUCGGGUUCGAGUUGCGCAGCCACGGUGGUGGCACAGCUGCGGCUGUCCCGCCGGCUACCAUAGGACACGUUAGGUCCAGUUCUCAGGCACAACACGUCGGCUUGAGACGUGGAGACAUAGUGGUGGCGUUGAAGCUAUGUGCUGGCGAUGGCGGCAGCGGCAGGGCGAUUGACGUCAGGUGGGAGACGUGCCGCAGGGUGGCCGAGUUUAUCGUUCGCCAUCAUCAGAGACGUCGGAAAUCAAGUUCCGGGGAAGGAGCUGUCAUUCAGUUGAAAGUCGUCACGCCGAUCACUGCCUCGGGGGCGUCUGACGGCUACGUUGAUCCAAACAAGAUUUAUAAACGGAGGAGUACAAAUAUGGCGGCCUUAAAUUCAAAUAUACAUUCCGCUCCACCACUACCACCCAUGUUGUCACAGACCACCUCUAAACAACGUCGCCAACGACGACAGAACACAAAUGGUGGCAGCGAAGGAACAGAGAGUACUAAUAAAAAAAUCACAUGGUUAUGGAAUCCUUUCAGACGGCGGCGAAGAAGCGUAGUCGGCAAUAAGUGUUAAAAAAUGUGCACAAAUGUAAUGACUGUUAAUUGUCAUAAAAUAUUAAUGGAUGUUAAAUGUAUAUUGUUUGUAGCCGUAAGAUACUUAAAGGAUAAUAUUUUACUAUUAUGAUGUAAAUAAUAAACGCAAGAUAUACAUUUAAAA
Messenger RNA from Acyrthosiphon pisum (pea aphid), 3675 nucleotides. RefSeq names its product GTP-Rho-binding protein rhophilin (gene Rhp). The record is from RefSeq and is a predicted model, not a curated record. The transcript has 13 exons. Gene Ontology annotation, biological process: signal transduction; negative regulation of stress fiber assembly. NCBI's taxonomy places the organism in Eukaryota, Metazoa, Arthropoda, Insecta, Hemiptera, Aphididae. Bases 187 to 3531 code for a protein of 1114 amino acids.